AUGUUGCACAGUCACCUUUCUUGCGUCGGUCAUCCCAUCGUAAGAUCUGUGUGUGUUGGAACUUUGAUGCAAGGCAUCAAAUACCAACUAUUCAAACUGUCUUAUUGCGCUUCUGCUGGCGCAAUCAAACGUAAAGUACUUUUGUCUAGUAAACGAGCUAGUGUAGAUUUGACUAUUGGCAGCGAGAAUGUGUAUUUGCCAGCUACCAUCGUGUCCGUGAGUAUUCCCACAAAGAGGCUCACUCGGUUCGAUCUAGCUCAUUCAAAAAAUUUAAAGGUGUCUUCAGGACCAUCUCCCCACCAUCUUCAGCCUUAUCACAGCGAAGAUGAGAAGCUCAAUCCGCAGAGCGGCGCCGUCGUCACAAAUAAAGAUCAAGCACAAAUCAGCCAAUUUUGUUGA
Messenger RNA from Bipolaris oryzae ATCC 44560, 399 nucleotides. RefSeq lists its product as uncharacterized. The transcript is spliced from 3 exons. Bases 1 to 399 code for a protein of 132 amino acids. NCBI's taxonomy places the organism in Eukaryota, Fungi, Ascomycota, Dothideomycetes, Pleosporales, Pleosporaceae. The record is from RefSeq and is a predicted model, not a curated record.